CGUGAAAGAACUGUAAUCAUUAUACUCGAAAGAAAUUUUCAAGGAUCGAAAAGGGUGAAAGCUUAAAAGAAAAUAGACAUAACCAGUAAAUAACUGGGAAGAAAUUCACGAUGUUCACUAGACAUUAAUUUAAUGACCAGGUUCAGCUGAUAUUAUUCGUCAUGACAACUGUGAAAAUUCAUGGUGGAAUCGACAUCUUACGUUUGCCUGUUAAUCAAGAUGAAUGUGUUUAUCCACCAUGGCACAUUAAAUAUACACAGUCUCAUAUACUACAUUCUAAAUGCUCCAAAAGUGAAAAUGGCUGUAGCGAGAAGGAUGCUGAACCAUGCCAAUUUUGCAUUUUCAGCCAAACAUUAGACCUACCACAUAUGCCAGACAUGGUAUUUCCAAACAAUAUAUUAAUUUUAAAGCAUCAAAAUGGUGCUGACAUACACUUCAAUGCUUUAGAUGCCUUGAAAACUGUUUCAAACGGGAAAGUUAAUGUACAACUAGCAUGUGCAGAAGCUUGGAAAGAAUCUAGGUCAGAGACCAGUGAGUUUUUGGAAGAAAAGAUAAAACCGUUUGAUUGGACAUUUACAACCAACUACACUGGAACAGCAGCUAAUUUUAAAGUUCAAGAUACUAACGAGAGAAUCGAUAUGGAUAAAUUGAAAAAGAGAGAAAAGAUUUUAUUUUAUAAUGAUUUAACGCUGUUUGAAGACGAACUUCAUGACAAUGGUAUUGCAGUUUGCUCUGUGAAGAUUCGUGUUAUGCCCAGCGGUUUUUUCAUUUUGCUAAGAUAUUUCCUGAGAAUCGAUAAUGUAAUGAUAAGAAUAAACGAUACUCGGAUUUAUCAUGAGUUUGGGCAGGACUAUUUGUUGAGAGAGUAUACAACAAGAGAAGCGAAGGUUGAAGAAAUACGCGCUCCACCUUCACUCUUUAUAGAACCAAGCGAAAUAGCACCAUAUUUACCGUUAACCGGAAGCUACUAUCACAAACUAAUAAUUCUUCCAAACAAAACAGAGUCAGUCACAAACAAUGCAUUGGCUAAUGAAAAAGUAAAUGACGACGAAGUCGUUAGCACCAGUACAAAUAAAACAGACAAUUCUGUUACUUAAAACUAGCACAUGCAACGAAAAUAUCAAAGUCCACGAUAAUUAAUAAAUAAACGUCUACUGAUAAAAUUAAACACUGUCAGAAUUUCAGGAGCAAUAGAAUAAUUACAAAGUUUGUACGCGAUUCACCGUGACAUCGUAAAAGCUUC
Molecule: messenger RNA, 1243 nt
Organism: Colletes gigas
Lineage: Eukaryota; Metazoa; Arthropoda; Insecta; Hymenoptera; Colletidae
Product: TIP41-like protein
Exons: 6
Coding region: 162-1097 (311 amino acids)
Biological process (GO): TOR signaling
Cellular component (GO): cytosol
Source: RefSeq, a predicted model, not a curated record